CUGGGAAAGGUUGGCGAGAAAAACACACAAAGUGCAAAAGUAAGCGGACAUUACGUUUUGAACGUAGUAAAACACGAGGAUGCCCCGCCCACUGGUGGAAGACGAAUACGCGCGCGUCAGGAAUUCCUGAUACCCACUGUCAUCGGUCGGUGCAUUGCAUAAUGCUACGCAACCUGCCGGUACACUUUUUCUUUAUAGCGGCGCCUUGCUUUGAAAAGCAUUUCCAAUUAAGCCGGCCAGCCGAAGGAAAGAAGGCGGCGUUGUGCAUGCAGUGUUGCAAUCUUCGCAGACAGCUCGCUGCGCGUGGCGGCCCGAAGGAAGAAGCUGGAAACACUGGGCGCGUCCGGGCUCGGAUCAGACCAUUGCAGCCUCGUCGGCGACGCUGCAGCUGCGGCAACGCACGGGACUAGGUCCACGUAUCGUUCCUUCUUCCGAAAGCAGGUCGGAGAACGGCGAGGAAGGUGGCCCGUCCGCCUUCGGCUCCUGUCCGAGCACCGGCGCCGUUCGCGUGGACCGCGCCGGUGGAGACAACCCUGCGUGGUGCGCAGCGAGGCGCGCCUGGCGGCUUCGAUGCAAUGCAGGCCAUGAGCGGAGGCGGCUCACCGGGCUAUGGCGUUCUCGCUGAAGAAGCUCUUGCUGGCCUGCUUCCUGGCCGCGUGCGGCGUGGCGCUGCUCAGCACGCCGCUGCUGCUGCGCUUCUCGGUGUACUCGCAGCGGAGCCUGCCCAUGGGAUACCAGGACGUGAUCCCGCUGCGCCAGCACAGCUCGACCUUCUGGUGCGAGAACAUGACGACCAUGUCGUCGCACACGUUCAAUGCCUACCUGUACGACGGCGCCGAGCCGAACGUCACGGAGCACUCUGUGCAGAAUCGGCGCGUGCACGUGCGGGUGGCAUCGUACUACUACCUGGGCAUGUACUUCCUGCGAGGCUCUCGCGUCUCCGUCACCUGCUGCCCAGCCGGCCGAGGGACGAAGCUGCACCUGAUCGCCGGACCCGGGAAGCUCGAACAGUGCCUGAGCACCGUCGCGGGAAGGAACGGCUCAUCCAGCAACGACUUGUUCCCGGUGCCGCCAGUGCGGGGCCCUAUCUUGGACUCGCAGAUCAGUCGCAACAGCACGGGCUGGUCCGUGCGGUGCGCCUCCGAGGCGUCCGUCGACUUGGUGCCGGACGCCUGCGGCGGUGCCGGCCCUCUUAGACCUCGGCCUGUGCUGUGGCACGAGACGCCGGCGGACGGCUACUACUACCUGCUCUUCCUGAACGACCCGGCGAGCGAGGCGUACAACGACGUGCAGCUCGGGGUGACUGCGUGGCGGCGCGUGUUUGACCGCAACCAGACCCUGGACGCGUGCCGCGAGGCGCUCAACUGCAGCCUGCCGCUGGCCUUCUUGUCGCAACAGUUCGUGGUGGCCGAGCGCAGCCGCAGCACGCCCGCCCGCACCGAGCCGGUGUUCGUGCAUGCGCGGUGCGAGCCCCGCCGCAAGGUCUACUUCCUCUUCUACCUGGCGUUCGCCGUGCUCUUCCUGGUCACCGCCUUCCAGUGAGCCCACGGCGAGAAAGCCUUCGCCCGUCGUGCCUUUCUUUCCUGCGGACGACUCGAACAGCCAGCGGCUUGAGGGACGCUGGAUUCAGGCGAAGAUUGCGCCACCUGUGCACUCGAGACUACACGAACGGACUGCAACAGCAGCUUCUAGCAGUGUCUGCAAUCAGACUGUCCGUACGUCUGACGUCACCAUCGCAACGACUCGGGUCAACUCAGCCCUGGGUUGUGGUUAUCUUUAGUGUUUACAGGCGUUGUAAAUACAGCGAAUGAUUUUUUUUUUCAUCUGACACUACUGUGCUUCUAGUAUUCGGAGCUUCCAAGAACUGCUAAGACAACGCUUAAUAGCAGUAGCUCGUAACAGAUCUAGGACCGCUGUCUUCUGAGGCGUUUUGGAUGGAAAGGUGAAGUCUGUUGCGUUUGUCAGAACUGCGUGCGAAACUAAUGAGAUUCACGCAUUUGGCCCUGCGAAGCCUGCAUGUGUAUGUGUGUUUGUCGCUAUUUCCAUUGUUACGUUAAACCGCAGCAUAGCUGCCAAAGUGUGCGCACACACUC
Molecule: messenger RNA, 2093 nt
Organism: Dermacentor albipictus
Lineage: Eukaryota; Metazoa; Arthropoda; Arachnida; Ixodida; Ixodidae
Source: RefSeq, a predicted model, not a curated record